UAACAAUAGUAAUGGCCGACAUUUCUAGGUACACAAAUGUGUGUACUUCCAAGAAUUAAUUUAAUAACGGUAAAAUAAUUAUUAACCGAGUGAAAAGUGAAAUCGUAGUGAAUUGCGUUAAAAACAAAUCUUAAUGUAUAUUACGUGCCAAAAUGUUUCGUUUUUUAAGCGGACGAAAAGAUCGAAAUUCGCCCAAAAAUGGUACCAGGGAUUUGAAAGUCUUCACGAAACACUCUCAUAACCGAAAUUUGAUACAGUGCAAAGUGAUAUUGCUAGAUGGGACCGAUCUGUCCGUCGAUCUUUCGAAGAAGGCCGCGGCUGGCGAUUUAUACGAGCAGGUUUUCUAUUCGUUGGACUUGAUUGAGAAAGACUACUUCGGUCUGCAAUUCACUGAUGUUAAUCACGUGAAACACUGGCUGGAUCCGACGAAACCGAUUAAGAAACAGAUUAAAAUUGGCCCCCCUUACACCUUAAGAUUGAAAGUGAAGUUUUAUUCAUCGGAACCGAACAAUUUACGCGAGGAACUGACGAGGUACCAGUUCUUUCUCCAGCUCAAGCAGGACAUUUUGGAAGGCAGACUCGAGUGUCCCCAGCAGACGGCCGUCGAGCUGUUCGCCCUUGCGUUGCAAUCCGAGCUCGGCGAUUACGAUGAGACCCAGCAUACGGCGGCGACCGUUUCCGAAUUCCGCUUCAUUCCGAACCAGACGGAGGAAAUGGAGAUCGAAAUCCUGGAAGAGUACAAGAGGUGUGUCGGGUUGACACCGGCGCAGGCGGAGUCGAACUUCCUAAACAAGGUGAAGUGGCUGGAGAUGUACGGUGUCGACAUGCAUACGGUUUUGGGAAAGGACGGCAUGGAGUACCACCUCGGCCUUACACCGACCGGAAUUCUAGUGUUCGAAGGCUCGCAAAAGAUCGGCCUAUUUUUCUGGCCGAAGAUCGGCAAGCUGAACUUCAAGAAGAAGAAGCUCACCCUCGUCGUGGUCGAGGACGACGAUCAGGGCCGCGAGCAGGAGCACACCUUCGUCUUUCGUCUCCACAACGAAAAGGCGUGCAAGCACCUGUGGAAGUGCGCCGUCGAGCAUCACGGCUUCUUCCGCCUGAAGGCGGCGCCGCGCUCCAACUCGGCGAAGCAGAAUUUUUUUCGAAUGGGCUCGAGGUUCCGCUACUCGGGCCGGACGGAGUACCAGAGCACGCACCAGGCGAGGGCGCGACGCACCGUUCAGCUGGAGAGGCGGCCGAGUCAGAGGUACGGUCGACGGCAAAGUCACGUCUUAAGGGAGCGACAGCAGAAGGAGGCGUCCAAGGUGGAGGGCGCGGAGGCGGCGAGUCGCUGCUCGACGCGAUCCAACGCGACGAACACGACCGACGCUGAGCCCGUUUAUUGUAAAAUCGCCGAGGAUACGAAGUUACCCAAAGGAUCUGAAUCGGAAAGCGUCGGCAAAGGUUCCUUUGGUAAAGCGUCAAUCGGCGGCAGCUCAACUUACAGUCCCAUUUUAUCGCCCCCCAGCAAAAAUGGAACACUGAAGAAGAACAAACCGAUAUCGCCAACACUGGGACCGCCUUCCAUUAGUCCAACCGCUUCGCUCGCCGACAGUCAGCUCGAUUACCUACUGAAGAGCUUGGCGAAGGAAACGCUGAGCGGUUUUCAGAAGGACGAUCCUAACGAGGCGGUCAGCAAUGUGAACAAAGAUGAUUUCGUAGACGCUGACGCUAAACCCUUACCCGCCGAGAUUCCUAACAACAUUAGCAAACCUUCGGGCAAUUCCUCUCGUCCGAUACCGCCCAACUUAAAGUGUAACAUACUGAAAGCUAAGGCCGAAGAGGAACUUAACGCUUCCAAACUGACCAACCAGAUGUUCGUCUCCGCCGCGCAAAACGACGAAGCUAACCUAAACUCACUUAACGCCGCCACUUUUGUUGCCGUUGGCGGCGACAAGUUGACUCUAUCGGUGACCGGCCCGACUGAGAACCUCACCAAGGGCGAAACGCACGACGUUAAAAGUCAGACUCGUUGCGCCACCCCCGUUACGGUGACGUUCUUUAGCAAUUCCGACGAGGGCAAACUGGAGAAGCGCAUCCUGGGCACGCCCGAACCGAAAAAGAGUCCGCUAAGCUUGAUCAGCCUCGAGCGGGACGCCACCGAUUCCAAUUUCAACUCGUUAGACGACAAAAAGUCGCCGACCGAUUCCAACCCUUUUAUUAAUUUUAUUAUCGAGAACCACAGUAAUUUUAACCCGUUCCACUCUUCCAAUCCGUUUCUUUCCAGCAACCCCUUUAGGAAUGAGGACGCCGAGAAGAUGGCGCACAGUGAAGUCGACGGAUCUCCGAUCAGGCAGGAGAGUAUGACGAAAACUUCCAGCCCGCUGCCAUCGCUGAGUAAGCUAUCGCCUUGGCUCGUCUCCCCCGAGGUCGUCUCGUCCCCGGUCACCUCAAGCGAGACGAUCAUCCGCAAAUCCGUCAUUACAACGCAGCUCUAGCGGCGACACGUCCGUAUUUACUAUAAAUUAAUUGUGAUAUUUACACUAACCAAUGGGCUUUGAGUGCUCGAAUUGUCUUUGUAAAGGUUACGUUACCCAAUCACUAUGUAUAAGUUACUCUACCCCGGUCCCAGUUGCAUUUUAAAACGUUGAUCGAGGGCCAUUUAGCAAGUCUGAAUUUGUACCAUGUUUUUUUUUAAAUUUGCGCAUGGCAGCCUCCCAAGUGUUAGGAUUCACUGCCUAUUAUUUAUGAUUUUUUUUACAUUGUCUAACGCUGUUAUGUUUGUAAAUAGUUUAUUCCUAAAUCUUAAGGUAAAUGGGGGCCAAUAAUCAGUAGGUGUUGUCGAGAAGUGCAUAUAUUUAUGUAGCAGCUUUCGAUUAAACUAGUACAAAGUGACUUCUCGUCAAUGUAAUUGAGUGCCAUUGUUGGCAAAUAUUUCCAUGUACGUACUUACUUAAUGCUUUUGUAUUACAUUUUCCGUCCUUUCGCUAUGAUCAUUGUUAUAAUGUACUUAUUUGAAUAAAAGUAUGUUUUUAAAUACCUGAA
Messenger RNA from Photinus pyralis (common eastern firefly), 3024 nucleotides. RefSeq names its product band 4.1-like protein 5. Gene Ontology annotation, cellular component: cytoskeleton. The transcript is spliced from 11 exons. The record is from RefSeq and is a predicted model, not a curated record. Lineage: Eukaryota; Metazoa; Arthropoda; Insecta; Coleoptera; Lampyridae. Bases 153 to 2477 code for a protein of 774 amino acids.